AUGGACCCUGACCAUCAUGAGGCUACCAACCUGCAAGGGUUCAAUCUUAUCCUUCCGCUCCCAUACCGCGUUGCGGUGAUCUUGGUUGCAGGCGUAUGGGGAUGGGGUUUCAAUCUUCAUUAUCUAUCACUUCUAAGAAUACAAGCGCAGGACGUUCCCGCUUUAAUCCGUUAUCCUUCACGGUCGUCGACGGGCAGCGUUCCUGUCUAUAAGUCGACCUACCACCUUUCUACGCUCCUUUCUAUACCUCUCGCCAUCUCUCUUCUUCUUUUCUGGACAACCACCCAUCGAUCCCCCGAGCUGGUUCUCGCCUGGGAAGCGCUUCCGCAAUCCUACCUUUUCCUCUUCGUUGUUUUACUCUUCCUUCCGCUACAUCGUCUAUCGCGUGCUGGGCGCCAUCGCUUACUGGUGACCUUGAGACGAAUUAGUCUCGGUGGACUUGCGGAAGCCCAGGAUGGAAAAUUUGGCGACAUAUUAUUUGCUGAUGUGCUCACGAGUUACGCAAAAGUCUUUGGGGAUCUUUUCGUUAGCACGUGUAUGUUCUUUUCUUCGGGGGUGUCGAGCACGGGUGUUCCUAAUCGAGCAUGCGGGGGUAAUCUUGCCGUUCCGCUCCUUAUAUCGAUUCCCAGCAUGAUCCGUCUCCGCCAAUGUUUGAUUGAAUAUUCGCGUGUUCAACGGCGCGGGAACAGGAGCAUCGAUGGCUGGGGGGGCCAACAUCUAGCCAACGCAUUAAAAUAUUCAAGCGCUUUCCCCGUCAUUAUUUUAACUGCAUUGCAACGGAGUUACGACUCUUCGAGAGUUGGAAUGAGUGAGGCUGGUUUGCAUAAAUUAUGGGUCUUAUCGGCGCUAGUUCAUUCUUCCUUUACAUUUUAUUGGGAUGUUUCCAAAGACUGGGACCUCUCGCUUUUCUCUGACCUCAUCACCCAAUUCCGACGCAAUCCAUACCAUCUCGUCAACAAUACUUCCGCUCUCUCCCAACCCAACAACUUCGAUAUCGCUAUCGACCGGCCCUUUGGCCUCCGCACCCACCGCUUCUUCCACGCAAACGGAAUCUACUACGGGGCAAUCCUGGUCGAUUUCAUUCUCCGGUUCACGUGGCUGUCCCGACUCAGCGUGCGAUUGAACUGGAUUAAUGAUUUGGAAAGCGGCGUUUUUAUUCUCAUGUUCCUGGAGGUAGCAAGACGGUGGAUGUGGAUUUUCUUGAGAGUCGAGACAGAGUGGGUCCGAAGCACUCGUGGUCCGGCGCCAGACGAUAUCCUUUUGGGAGAAUUUACACCUAAAUUAGAUGAAGAUUAA
Uncinocarpus reesii 1704 is the source of this 1296-nucleotide messenger RNA. RefSeq lists its product as uncharacterized. The coding region runs from base 1 to 1296 and encodes 431 amino acids. The record is from RefSeq and is a predicted model, not a curated record. The transcript is spliced from 5 exons. Gene Ontology annotation, cellular component: cytoplasm; membrane. NCBI's taxonomy places the organism in Eukaryota, Fungi, Ascomycota, Eurotiomycetes, Onygenales, Onygenaceae.